Molecule: messenger RNA, 5079 nt
Organism: Coccomyxa subellipsoidea C-169
Lineage: Eukaryota; Viridiplantae; Chlorophyta; Trebouxiophyceae; Coccomyxaceae
Exons: 27
Coding region: 1-4275 (1424 amino acids)
Source: RefSeq, a predicted model, not a curated record
AUGGAACAGCAAGCACUUCAGCUCUUGAAACGGAAGCUCGAUGCUCUGAGCUAUAUGGAGCCUGUGGACGAGCACAGCGCCCCCCUGGUGCAGAGAUUAGUUGACGAUCUCGUGCACACGACAGAGAGCUACAGGGGCCUCAAGCAGCAGUCCCUGACGCACCACCACCACAUCUCCAGUCUGAAUGACAAGGUUGAGGUGCUGCAGAAGGACUGCAGCAGGCUGGCAGGCGAGAACAACCAGCUUCACCUGCGCCUCAUCAAAGAGACCGAGCACUCUGACCGGCGAGAACGCGCGCAUUACACACAGCUCAAGGCCUUUGAGGAGCAGAUCUCUCAGCUGUCCUUCUGGAAGCAGAGCACCCAGCAGCGGGUCCUGGGCUUGGAGAAGGAGAAUGGGGGCCUCAAGCAGCGCCUGCAGCAGUUUCUCACUGAAGAUGACAGCGAUGACGAGGCGAGAGGCGCCACCAGGCUUCACCUGGAGGCGCCACUGGAGCCGGCAGCUGCCGCGCAGCUGCCGCGGCCGGCGCCCGGCUCCCCGGCCGGCGGCGGCAUAGAUCUGCUGAAGGCGGCGAACACGCGUGUGGCAUCGCUGGAGGCCGCCAUGCGCUCGAGGGACGGCCAGCUUGCAGCCGCACAGGCAGAGCUGCAGGCCAUGCAGGAGGCAGUUGAAAAGAGGGAGGUGGAGAUAGUGCGACUGGGCGCGGAGGCCGCCACCAUCAGAGACGUGGAUGUGACGGCCCUGCAGUAUCGCAGCGAGGCCCAGGAGAACCUCAUACUUCAGCUCAACGAGCAGCUGGAGGCGCGGCUACGGGAGGCGGUGAGGGACGGGAACGCCCUCGCACGGGAGACAGGAGAAUUGAAGGCUGCCCUCAAGCGUGCCCAGGCCCAAUCCGGGCUGCCCAGGCGCAAUGGCCUGACAAAUGGGCGCUCCGCGGGAGACAAGGAGAAUUUGCCGGAGACAAGCCGAGCGCUGGCGUUGGCGGAGCAGCGGCUGAGUGAGGCGGCCGCGGAGCUGCAGCAGCGCGCCGAUGCGCUGGGCCGCCUGGAGGCCGAGCGCGACGAAGGGAACGCGCAGGUUGAGCGGCUGAAGGAGCGGCUUGGGGAGGUGGAGGGAGCCGUGGCGCAGCUGCGCACCACAGGCGCGGCGGAGGCGGCGGGGGUUCCGUCCCCUACAGUGGCGGCGGGGGGUCCGCCCCGGGCGGCGGCCGCUGAGGUGGCGGAGCUCAGGGAAUGCCUUGCCACGGCGCAGGCCGAUGCGGCGGCGGCCGCCGCGCAGCGGGAGUCUGUGCAGCACGAAGCCACGCAGCUGCGCAGCCAGGUUCAGUUCCUGGAGGAUGAGAAGGCAGUGCUUAUCGAGGAGGCGGCCGUCAGAGCGCGCAGUGCCGACUCUGCGGAGAACAGCGAUACGCUCUUGCUCAGGCAGCGGCUCUUGACGGCGGAGGCGGACCGGGACAAGCUGCGGGCGGCGGUGCUGCAGGCGCAGGCGCAGGCCGACGAGCUCAUAGCCGCGCUCAAGGGCCUGGCGGCUGACCGUGACGCCGCACGCGCAGCCGCCGCCAAUGCACGCUCCGAGGCCGAUCGGCUGCAAACGGCGCUCGCCGAGCGGCCGUCGCCGGCCGCCGCGCCAGCGACGCCACCCGCGCAGGCUGUGGAGAGUGGGGACACAGCGCCGGAGGAGAAAGCUACACAGCUAGCAACACCAAACGCAUUCCUUAAAAAGCACGCAGACGAAGUAAUGGCACAGUCACAGAGAUUGCAGGCGCAGUUGCAAGAGCUUGGCACAACACGGGACAACCUCGCUGCUGAGUUGGCGUCCAAGACCGAGGCUGCAGCCGUCUUGGAGCAGGAGGUUGCAGCUGCCCAGGAGCGGGCAGAGGAGGCAACGCAGCGGGCUGCCCAGGCGGAGGCAGCUUCCGCCGCAGCUGCCGGGCAGCUGCAGUCGGCUCGGCAAGCGCUGGCGCUCGCCGAGCAGAAGAGGGACGCAGCGCUGCAGACCUCGCAGACGCUCGAGGCGGACAAUCGCGAGUUGAGGGACGAGCUGCACGCAGUGUCGGACGACCUUGAAGCGCUCGUGCGCGAGAACCAGGUCAUCGGCGGGCAGGCCAUAUCGGCCGCCACUGAGCGCGACGCCUGGCGCGAGGAGGCCGGGGCCGCCGGCACGCGCGCAGCCGCCGCCGAGGCCGCCGCCCGCGCCGCCGACGCUGAAACCGUGCGUCUGCGCAAGACAUACGAGGCGCUGGCUGCGGAACUGCGGGGGGCGCAGGGCAGUGCGGGCGCGCUGGGCAGGAAGCUGGCUGCCCGGGAUGGGCACGCUGCCGGACAGGCCGCUGAGCUGGCCGCCAUGCGCGAAGCCCACUCCAAGGCUCAGGCCCAACUCAACCAGACCGCUCUCGACGUCCAGGCGUGGGAGCGCCAGGUGGCGGAGCUCAGCCGCCAAGUCAGCAGGGCGGCAGCUGACAAGGACGAUGCCGAACGCGAGCGCCAGUCGCUGCUCGACGCCCUUCGCAACUCCGAACAGGCGCGGUUUGAGGUGGAGAGGCAGCGGGAGGGCGCUCAGCGGCAGAUGGCGGCGAUGGAGGGGACGCUGCGGGAGACCGGGGCGCGCUGUGAGGAAGCUGAGGCGCAGGCGGAGGGGCUGCGGCGGCAGCUGGCGCUGGAGGGAACGCGCGUGGCAGACCUGGAAACGCUGCUCACCCGACUGCGCGCCAGCCACUUUGCUGCCCACAACGCUGCCCGCCUGCCCGGACCCCUGCCGGGCGGGCCGCCCGGACCCGACCCUGCCGCCUUCUCCAGGCACACCCCACAGAUCUCUCUCUUUCACCAUCCAUUGAGAUAUAUCUGCUCUGGAUUCUCUUGCUGGCUGGCGGAGAGGGCCGCAGCGCUGGAGGCGAGGCUGGCGACCGCAGAGGCCGAGGCUGACAGCGCGCGCGAAUCGCUGCGGCAGACGCGCGUCGACAACGCCACUCUGCAAUCCGCUCUGCAAGCAGCCCGCGCCGAACGCAACGCCCUCAAUGCCGCCAUCCGGGCGGCCAACUCGGGGGACGCGGCCGCGCAGAACUGGGCGUUCGGCAACGUGGAUGCGAGUGCAGGGGCGGCUGCGCUGGCGGCAGCGCGAGCUGACCUGGCGGCCUCGCAAGAGGAGAACGGGCGCCUGCUGGACCUCGUCAGCAAGGUUGAUGCGGAGAGGGCUGCGCUGGAGAAAGCAAACGCAGUGCUGAGGGCAGGACGCCAGCCGCCCCGGCCGCCGCAGUCACCCUCGGAGUCUUCAUCAUUCGCCUGCUCAGGCAGUGCGGCAGGCACGGCGUUCAGGGGCGCCCCCACCGACGCUGACGUGGAGGCCGCCAGGCUGGCGCUUGAGCUGGCGCACGAACGAGCGCAGCGCGAAAAAGCCGAGCGCGAUUUCGAGGAGCUGCUGGAGGGCAUGCAAGGCGGUGCCACAACAGGCCGCAGCGGCGCCACAUCAGCGCCGAGGAUCACCAUGUCAGCAUCGCCGGGGUCCACGUCAGCGGAAGAGCAGCGGCGGCGGCUGACCCAGCUGCAGGCGGCGGUGCGCAAUCUGGAGGCCGACAACAAGCGGCUGCGCGAGGGGCUGUCGACAUCUUCGCGCCCGGUCACCGAUUCGGCCCUCACGUCCAACGGAGACAGCGGCGCGACAUGGCGGCGGCAGAGCCGCAGCAGCGGCCCGACAGGCGCGCUGGCCGCCUACGUGGCAGAACUGAGCGAGCCCAGGACGUUGGCACAGCAGAAGGUUGGCGGCAGUGGAUCCCAGCUGAAUGACUGCCGCAAUCGCAAGUCUCCUGUCAGCAGCAGCGGUGCAGUGCGCGCCUUCUCCACAGACCGCAUCCCCACCUUUGCGGCUGCCCCCUACCUCAAGCUCAUUAAGAGGCAGCUGCAAGUGGAAAGUGGAACUGUGGCACCCGCGCUGCCGUCCCCGAGCAUGCCCUCGCCAUCUUUUGCGGCCAGGCCAGUGUGGGAGGGGCGCAGCAUUGCAGACACAGAGACCUCACCGCAGAGCAGACGGCAGGCAGCAGUCAGGGCGAAGCUGGCGCGCACGCCGCUGUACGCCUACUCGCAGCUGGAGAGCAGCCGGGGAGUGCAGAAGCACAGCACGCGCCCGCUCUCAUCAGCCUCAAGCGAGCCGGGCAAGGUCGGCGCCAAGGAGAAUGAGGCUCUGAAAUGGUUUGGCCGCCUGGAUUGCAGCCGUGGCAAGUCAGGCCGCCGGCUGUCCCUGCCAGCGCCUGUGAAGCCAAGGGGAGUGCGCAAGUCCAUGUGAGAAAGGAUCUAGGACGAUGGACCAGCACUCAGCAGGCAGCCAGAUGGGCCCGGGUCUAUCACCCUCUGGAAGCAUGUCUUGGCAGCAAGAAAAGAUCUCAAGAAUGCGACAGUGGGCUUUAGAAGGAAGCUUUGCCAGCUGUUGUAUCAGGAAAAACGGGGCAUCAGGAAGGGGAUUUUGGAUCCUACGCUGUGUCAAAUGGCAGUCUGAAGGAAACUGUGUUUUGUCGGUCGGUUAGGCUUAGGUGAAAUGCAAAGUAGGGGAGUGGAGGGCCGCAAAGGGCGGAUGUACCAAGAUGUAGUGCUAGCUGGAGCGGAGGGAGAAUAAUAUGUAGAGUAGGAUUGCUUUGGCCCAGAGACAUGUGAACAUUUUGUGUUCCCAAGAUGGCUUGCGGGUAUCCUAAUCCUUCAAUAUGGCAGAGAAGCCUUGCUGAUGUGCCCCUACGAAGGCGAGUGAUUGGCGCAGAUGCGAGAUUGCUCUGGACCUGUACAUAUGCUGUGGCAAGGGAGGAUUGUGCUGCUUUGUAGACAAUUCGAAUUCGAUCUUCAUGACAUUAAGAAUCCCGCUUGAUGCUGAGUUGCUGCAAUGCUCAAGAGGGCAAGCACCGGAUCCUGCCCAUGAUGUUGCACACUUUAAUUUGCCAUGUUAGCCAUGGAUCUAUGUAUGUUCUUUGCCUGCAAUCGCAUCGAUUUCACACUGUCCAGGUAUCUUUGGAAGCCAAGGUUGUCAGAGAAUAUCGUAUGCUGACAUCCAGGCAGGAUCCUGCAACCACCUUUCAAAUCUUGAUGUGAAGAGAAGACCUGC